Molecule: messenger RNA, 1776 nt
Organism: Fundulus heteroclitus (mummichog)
Lineage: Eukaryota; Metazoa; Chordata; Actinopteri; Cyprinodontiformes; Fundulidae
Gene: tmub2
Product: transmembrane and ubiquitin-like domain containing 2
Exons: 3
Coding region: 148-1146 (332 amino acids)
Molecular function (GO): protein binding
Source: RefSeq, a predicted model, not a curated record
UCCGGCAGGUGACGUCACCGAGCCCGCACCGUGUUUAUUCCGAGGCUUUUGAGCCGUAGCUGCCAACUGGAGCUGAGCCUGGUGUUUAAAAAUGCUCUGAUUUUUUUUAUUUAUUUUUUUAACAGCUGGCAGGUUGGGAGGACAGAGAUGGCGGUGUGUGCACUGACCAUGCUGGAGGGCGUGGAAGACGAAGUGGUGGCCGCAGGCGGCGCGCUGCUCCUGGCCCUGGCGCUCGUCCUGGCUUGGCUUUCUACCCACGUGGCGGACCGGGGAGACCACAUCCUGGGCACCAUCCUCACCGUGGGCGCUCACGCCUCUUUGAUAGGGCUGGGAGCCCACGACAACUACGCCGCUGGCCCCAACGGUGCGGACGCCCCCGAGCAGCAGGCCGCCCAGCCGUCACAGGAGAACAAGCCGGACGACGCAGAGCCCGCCAACGAGAGGGUAGACAACGACGGUGAGGGGGCCGAGGACAUCUGGACCGACCUGCGGCUGGACAUCCAGAGCAAACAGCCCCAGGCCGGGACGCUCUUCGUACAUUCCUCCGAUGGAGAGGAGGACGAGGAGAACGAGGACGAGGAGGCGGAGCUAAAAGGGGCGGAAAAAGGGCCCGCCAAGGCCGUUCAGAGCUCCACCGGCCCGCGUGCUUCUUCCACAAACACUUCCAUCUCCGUCCGGCUGAAGUUCUUGAACGACACGGAGGAGGUUGCUGUCGUAGAGCCAGAAGAUACAGUGGGACUACUGAAAAGCAAAUGUUUUUCCGGACGGGAGCAUCAGGUGAAGCUAAUCUACCGAGGCCAGUUGCUGCAGGACCCCAAGAAGACGCUGUUUUCCCUCAACAUCACCGACAACAGCGUCAUCCACUGCCACGUCUCCCAGGCCGUGCAAGGACCCAGCCCAGAGGAAGGAGCGCAGCCCGGCGCCGGCGGACCCGCAGCCGGGCCCGGGGUGUCCGGUGGCUUCAGGGCGGCCAGCGUGGCCAUCAGCACCAGCAGCCUGGUGGUGCCGGUGUUCGUGGUGAUCCUGGCCGUGGUCUGGUACUUCCGCAUCAACUACAGGCAGUUCUUCACCGCCCCCGCGACCAUCUCCCUCGUUGGAGUCACUGUGUUUUUUAGCUUCCUGAUAUUUGGGAUGCACAGCCGCUGAGACGACGAGGGGACGCGGCAUCAGGUGAGAUCGGAACCACUGCAGCAGCAGAGAUGGACCAAUCCAAAAUAAAUAAAAAAACACAGCUGCCCGACUCCAGGGCUGCGGCUGCUUAGCGUUUGGGAGCAAGGUGGAAUCUGUUUGAAGACGUACAAAAAAGAAGAAGAAGAAGAAAAAAAGGGACGCUGGUUUAAGCCCAGCGAAUCGAACUGGAGCGUUAUUUAGCAGCGACCUCCACCUUCUAACACUCUGGCUUCCAUCCUGUGUCGUCUUUUGUUGGCAGAUUCACGGAUCUAUCUAGUUUGUUACUCUUAUUUUCAGAGGGGAAAAAAAAAAAAGUCUUGUUUCAAAGAAAAAGUAAGUUGUAAAAACACUGUUGCGCUUUACCGGUUUGCCUCGUGUGUUCUAGCGUUAGAAGGAACGAGGCUUUCUGUGGCUGGACACAAACCGAGACGUCUGCUAGGCUCGUCUUCUGAAGAGAGACUGUACAUAUGUUGUGUUUUUCUGUAAAUAGAUCUGAUGAAACUACAUCUGGCACUUACAGACUCGCAGCGGGGCAUUCCUCCAGAUUAAUACCGGACUUGUCUUGCUUCAGCUGUAUCUAGAAUUAAAGAAUUUCCAGCCAAGUCA